CUCGUCAGAGCCCCGAUCUAUAUAAGAACCUAAGGAGAGAGGCAGAGACCACCCAUUUCCCGAGUCACAGACUGGCUGGCGCGGGGGAGAAACGGGUUCGCCGUGCAGAACCUGAAGCUAUCGCGCAAGGACAUCGCCCGCGUCUUCGCGAGCUCCUCACGCGCCUUUCCCGAGACCGCGGGGACUUCGGGCCGACGCUGCCGCCUCCCGGGUCCGAUGGGAACCACAGACCCGGCCCCGCACUUCGCAGCCCGCCCCGCAGCUCCGGAGGAAGGCGGGCCCCGAACCGGCCCCUCGCGCCCCCCACGCCCCCGCGCGAGCGCAAGCCGCCGGCGGAAGUGCUGCGUCGUGCACUUCCGGGUGUUGUCUGACCGCCGUCGCGCGUCUCGGGUCUCCACCGCCCGGGUCGUGGAGCCAGGAGCAACGUCACCGCCAUGGCGGGCAUCAAAGCUCUCAUUAGCUUGUCAUUUGGAGGAGCAAUUGGCCUGAUGUUUUUGAUGCUGGGAUGUGCCCUUCCAAUAUACAACCAAUACUGGCCCCUCUUUGUUCUGUUUUUUUACGUCCUCUCACCCAUUCCAUACUGCAUAGCAAGAAGAUUAGUGGACGACACCGAUGCCAUGAGUAACGCUUGCAAGGAGCUCGCCAUCUUCCUCACAACAGGCAUCGUCGUCUCCGCCUUUGGACUCCCGGUCGUCUUCGCCAGAGCACACUUGAUUGAGUGGGGAGCUUGCGCCCUCGUUCUCACGGGGAACACCGUCAUCUUCGCGACUAUCCUGGGCUUCUUCCUGGUCUUUGGGAGCAACGAUGACUUCAGCUGGCAGCAGUGGUGAGCGGAGCCACCGGACUGUUGUCACAUGGACUUCUGUCAUCUGUUGGCCGUCCGCGCACAGGAGAUGGGGACCGUGAGGCUGAAUUGUCCCCAGCGCUCCCUUCUCACUCUUGUACGCCUGCUGUUUCCACGGGGACUUGCUAAGGAUUAAAAGGAUUUUCUCUUUUGGAAAA
This is a messenger RNA of Microtus oregoni (creeping vole), 1002 nucleotides long. It is a transcript of the gene Leprotl1, whose product is annotated as leptin receptor overlapping transcript like 1. Gene Ontology annotation, biological process: negative regulation of growth hormone receptor signaling pathway; late endosome to vacuole transport via multivesicular body sorting pathway. The coding region runs from base 435 to 830 and encodes 131 amino acids. Gene Ontology annotation, cellular component: endosome. The transcript is spliced from 4 exons. Lineage: Eukaryota; Metazoa; Chordata; Mammalia; Rodentia; Cricetidae. The record is from RefSeq and is a predicted model, not a curated record.